This is a messenger RNA of Phaeoacremonium minimum UCRPA7, 564 nucleotides long. Its product is annotated as putative dnase1 protein. The coding region runs from base 1 to 564 and encodes 187 amino acids. Lineage: Eukaryota; Fungi; Ascomycota; Sordariomycetes; Togniniales; Togniniaceae. The transcript has a single exon. The record is from RefSeq and is a predicted model, not a curated record.
AUGCAGUUCAUCACUCUUGCUUCUCUUGCCACGGCUGCCCUGGUGAGCGCCACCAACACUGUCAAGUUCGUCUCCCUCGACGACGUUGACCGCACCAUCUACUGGACCGGAAACUCUGGCAUGGCCACCAUUGAGGAGACUGUUGUCAAGGCCGGCGAGAACACCACUGUCGAGGUGCCCACCGGUUGGAUCGGUAACUUCUACUCUGUCUCUGACGGCGAGACCAACAAGCCCGGUAUGCUCGGCGAGGUCGCUUUCAACGGCUGGAACGACCUGACCUACUUUGACGUCUCUGCCAUUGUCAACUCUGAGGACGUCAACGGUGUUCAGGAGAUGUACCCUGCCAACGACCCCUGGACUCCCGUCUCUGGCUGCACCACCUGGCCUUGCCCCAACGCCUACUACGUGUGGGAUGAUGUCCAGACCAAGAGCACCACUGAUACCGAUCUCGUCUGCACUCUGGGCACCAAUGGCAUUGCCGCUCGCGACUAUGUCCACCACGAGGAGUGGGAGAACUUCCCCCGCGAGGCCGUCACCACUCCCAUGUGGAGACAGCGCAAGUAA